Fusarium tjaetaba is the source of this 2091-nucleotide messenger RNA. RefSeq names its product vacuolar sorting 1. Gene Ontology annotation, biological process: peroxisome organization. NCBI's taxonomy places the organism in Eukaryota, Fungi, Ascomycota, Sordariomycetes, Hypocreales, Nectriaceae. Gene Ontology annotation, molecular function: GTP binding; microtubule binding; GTPase activity. Gene Ontology annotation, cellular component: microtubule; membrane; peroxisome. The record is from RefSeq and is a predicted model, not a curated record. Bases 1 to 2091 code for a protein of 696 amino acids. The transcript has 6 exons.
AUGAGCGGCACCCUUGCUUCGCAGGGCGGCAUUUCGGAUCCCGCCCUGAUCCAACUUGUCAAUAAGCUUCAGGAUGUUUUCGCGACUGUCGGUGUCAACAACCCUAUCGACUUGCCUCAGAUCGCCGUGGUGGGAAGUCAGUCAAGUGGAAAGAGUUCAGUUUUGGAGAAUAUUGUCGGUCGAGACUUCCUGCCCCGAGGCUCUGGUAUUGUAACCCGACGUCCCCUCGUUCUUCAACUCAUCAACCGCGCGCCCCAGAGCAAUGGAGUCAAGGCCGAGGAGGUUGAUACCACCAACGAUAAGCAGGCCAAUGCCGAUGAGUGGGGAGAGUUCCUUCAUGCCCCUGGACAGAAGUUCUACGACUUCUCCAAGAUUCGAGACGAGAUCGAGAGAGAGACAGAAGCCAAGGUUGGACGAAAUGCCGGCAUCUCCCCCGCUCCCAUCAACCUUCGUAUCUACUCGCCCAACGUCCUCACUCUGACCCUGGUCGAUUUGCCCGGCCUUACCAAGGUCCCAGUCGGAGACCAGCCCCGCGAUAUCGAACGACAGAUCAGGGAGAUGGUUCUUAAACAUAUUGGCAAGUCCAACGCCAUCAUACUUGCAGUCACUGCCGCCAACCAGGAUUUGGCCAACUCGGACGGUCUCAAGCUGGCACGAGAGGUUGACCCUGAAGGUCAGAGGACGAUCGGAGUCUUGACCAAGGUUGAUCUGAUGGAUGAGGGAACCGAUGUCAUCGAUAUUCUGUCGAACCGUGUCAUUCCUCUUCGGCUGGGCUACGUCCCCGUUGUGAAUCGAGGCCAACGAGAUAUUGAUAACCGAAAGGCCAUCAACCAGGCGCUCGAGGCUGAGAAGAACUUUUUCGAAAACCAUAAGGCUUACCGAAACAAGAGCUCAUACUGUGGAACUCCUUAUCUCGCGCGCAAACUUAAUCUCAUUCUCAUGAUGCACAUCAAACAGACCCUGCCUGACAUCAAGGCCCGCAUCAGCAGUUCGCUUCAAAAGUACUCGGCUGAGCUGGAAAGCCUCGGCCCUUCUAUGCUCGGCAAUAGCGCCAACAUCGUUCUGAAUAUUAUCACCGAGUUCACCAAUGAGUGGCGCACAGUUCUGGAUGGUAACAACACUGAGCUGUCCAGCACUGAGCUUUCGGGAGGUGCUCGUAUCAGCUUUGUCUUCCACGAGCUUUACUCGAAUGGUGUCAAGGCCAUUGACCCAUUUGAUGUUGUCAAGGAUGUCGACAUCCGUACCAUCCUCUAUAACUCUUCUGGAUCUUCUCCAGCGCUCUUUGUUGGUACUACCGCCUUCGAAUUGAUUGUGAAACAGCAGAUCAAGCGACUGGAAGAUCCCAGCUUGAAGUGUGUUUCUCUAGUAUACGAUGAACUUGUUCGAAUUUUGUCACAGCUUCUUGCCAAGCAGCUUUACCGCCGAUACCCUCAACUGAAGGAAAAGAUGCAUGGCGUAGUAAUUGCUUUUUUCAAGAAGGCUAUGGAACCUACCAACAAGCUUGUCAGAGAUUUGGUUGCUAUGGAGUCAUGCUAUGUCAACACAGGCCACCCCGACUUUUUGAACGGUCACCGAGCAAUGGCAAUGGUGAAUGAGCGAUACAACCCCAGCAAGCCUGUUCAGGUUGACCCCAAGACUGGCAAGCCACUUGCAUCAACCCCCCGGGCUGCCAGCCCAACAGUCCCCGAUGCCGAUAGCGCCGGUAACUCGGGCUUUUUUGGUAGCUUCUUCGCGGCCAAGAACAAGAAAAAGGCCGCCGCUAUGGAAGCUCCUCCACCCACUCUCAAGGCUUCUGGUACCCUGUCAGAACGCGAGAACAUCGAGGUUGAGGUUAUCAAGCUUCUCAUCUCCUCUUACUAUAAUAUUGUCAAGCGAACCAUGAUUGACAUGGUCCCCAAGGCUGUCAUGCUGAAUCUUGUGCAGUUUACCAAGGACGAAAUGCAACGAGAGCUCUUGGAGAACAUGUACCGAACCGACACAUUGGAUGACCUUCUGAAAGAGAGUGACUUCACAAUCCGACGGAGAAAAGAGUGCCAGCAGAUGGUUGAGUCUCUCUCGAAGGCUAGUGAGAUCGUCAGUCAAGUGCAGUGA